This is a messenger RNA of Heterostelium album PN500, 918 nucleotides long. Its product is annotated as RNA-binding region RNP-1 domain-containing protein. Bases 1 to 918 code for a protein of 305 amino acids. Gene Ontology annotation, molecular function: zinc ion binding; RNA binding. The record is from RefSeq and is a predicted model, not a curated record. Lineage: Eukaryota; Evosea; Eumycetozoa; Acytosteliales; Acytosteliaceae. The transcript is spliced from 3 exons.
AUGGAUAGAGCAAGUAGAUCAAGAUCUAGAUCGAGAGAGAACGGUACACCAGUUGGAGGUAACGGUGCAAACGGUGGUGGUGGAAACAGAUCAAAUUCACGUGAUCGUUCUGCCUCACGUGAUCGUAGUCGUGAUCGUUCCGACUCGAGAGGUGACAGAGGAGAUAGAGGAGAUAGAGGUGACAGCAAUGGUCUCGCCGAUCGUCGCAUCUAUGUCGGUCGUAUCAGCACCAGAACUUCAAGGGAGGAACUUCAAGAUAACUUCAAGAGAUUCGGUGAAGUUUUAAGUAUGGAUAUUAAAACUGGUUAUGCAUUCGUUGAAUUUAAAGAUGAAAAGAGUGCAAAUGAUGCUAUCAAUGCAAUGAACAACACUGAUUUGGAUGGUGAGAGAAUCAUCGUUCAAAAGUCACACGGUGGAAGAAAGAGAACUUCAGAUGAGUGCUACAUCUGUCGUGGUAGAGGUCAUUGGGCUAGAAGUUGUCCAAGAAACAAUUCAUCUGGAAGCAGUGGAGGAAGAGGUAGCAGAGAUAUCAAGUGCUACACUUGCAAUGGAUAUGGUCACAUUGCCAGAGAGUGCAGAGGAAGAAGAGAUUCUGGAUAUCAUCCAUAUAGAAGAUCACCAAGCAGAGAUAGAAGAAGAAACAGCAGAAGCAGAAGCAGAAGUAGAAGUGGAAGAAGAGAUAGAGAUAGAAGCAGAAGCAGAAGUGGAGGUAGAAGAGACAGAAGAGAGCGUGACAGAAGCAGAAGCAGAAGCGGUGGAAGAAGAGAGCGUGACAGAAGCAGAGAUAGUCGUAGAGAUAGAGAUAGAAGCAGAAGCGGUGGAAGAAGAGAAAGAGAGCGUGAUAGAUCACCAAGAAACUCAUCUCCAAGAAGAGACAAUGUUAACAAUGAUCACGGUCGUGUAAGUCCAACUCACUAA